AUGGCCGCCGACAAAGCCCGUUUCUACCUAGAGAAAGCCGUUCCCGAGCUCAAGGAGUAUGAGAAGAAGGGCGUCUUCACAAAAGAUGAGAUUCGUUCCAUCGCGAAGAAGCGGUCCGAUUUCGAGCACAAAGUCAACGCCCCCGGUGUCAGGCCGGCCGAUUUUGCGCGAUAUGCAGAGUACGAGAUGAACCUAGACACCCUGCGAAAAAAGCGCUCCAAAAGACUCGGGAUCAAAGCCGCACCGCAGCAUGCGGGACGACGCAUUUUAUUCAUACUAGACCGUGCCACGCGGAAAUGCUCGGGCGAUCUGGGCCUGUGGAUUCAGUAUAUCGAAUACUGCCGGCAGCAGAAAAUGUACAGAAGACUGACGGACGUGUUCGCUGACGCUCUCCGACUGCAUCCCUCCAACCCCGACCUGUGGAUCUAUGCGGCCAAAUACGCCUUGGAGGAGCAUGCAGAUAUGACGCAGGCACGGAGCUUUUUUCAACGGGGUCUACGCUUUUGCAAAACGCAGAGGAAAAUGUGGAUCCAAUAUGGAAAAUUGGAGUGUAUUUACAUUGCCAAACUUUUCACACGUCGGAGAAUAUUGGGGCUGGACCAGCCUGCGCAGGAGAAACCGGCUUCCACGGAGAGCAACGAUGAGGAUGCUGAUAUGAUGGUCCUUCCUACGAUCACCGCCGAAGAUAUCGAACCCACAUCAGACAAAAAUAACGGGUUGGAUGAAGAGGCACUGGUGGCGCUCGACGCAACACCCGCACUUACAGGAGCUAUACCAAUGGCUAUCUUUGACGCGGCUAUGAAACAAUCAGGAAAUGACCCGAUUCUGGCUCAUGGGUUUUUUGACAUGAUCUUUGAAUUCGAAAAUCUACCGUGUUUACGGAAGGUCGUCGAUCAUGUUAUGGCGCACCAGGUCUCGACACUGACCGACAACUACCACAUCCAGAUAUGCCAUAUCAAAUCGCCUGUUGCGGGCAUCGAGGCCACAUCACCAAACUUUCCCCGAGCAUUCGGAGUCGCUCUAAGCCACAUGAAAAAGUAUCACAUGCAGCCCAGUCUGGGUGAGGAAUUGAUUAAAUGGUUGAAGACGUUGUCAGAGGAUCAGAUGCUUGACCCAUCACUACAAAAGGCAGCCACAAUCACCAUGGAGCGUGUUCAAAGGGAACUUGGACAAAAAGAUAGCUUGGAAGAAUAA
This is a messenger RNA of Talaromyces rugulosus, 1194 nucleotides long. RefSeq lists its product as uncharacterized. Gene Ontology annotation, cellular component: small-subunit processome; Pwp2p-containing subcomplex of 90S preribosome. The coding region runs from base 1 to 1194 and encodes 397 amino acids. NCBI's taxonomy places the organism in Eukaryota, Fungi, Ascomycota, Eurotiomycetes, Eurotiales, Trichocomaceae. The record is from RefSeq and is a predicted model, not a curated record. Gene Ontology annotation, biological process: maturation of SSU-rRNA from tricistronic rRNA transcript (SSU-rRNA, 5.8S rRNA, LSU-rRNA). Gene Ontology annotation, molecular function: protein binding; snoRNA binding. The transcript has 2 exons.